Molecule: messenger RNA, 696 nt
Organism: Rhodamnia argentea
Lineage: Eukaryota; Viridiplantae; Streptophyta; Magnoliopsida; Myrtales; Myrtaceae
Product: putative germin-like protein 2-1
Exons: 2
Coding region: 1-645 (214 amino acids)
Cellular component (GO): cell wall
Molecular function (GO): manganese ion binding
Source: RefSeq, a predicted model, not a curated record
AUGGCAAAGAGUUUGCUCUUGGUUGGUUUCUUGUGUCUACUUCUUGCUUUUGCAGCAGCUGAUCAUAGCCCUCUCCAGGAUUUCUGCGUCGCUCAAGCCGGCAGUUCAGUGCUUGUGAAUGGACUGGCCUGCAAGGACCCGAAAAUGGUUCAGGCAAAUGACUUCUCCUUCAGUGGACUCCAUCUUCCUGGCAACACAUCCAAUGCGGUUGGCUCGAGGGUUACCCCGGUGUUCGCAGCUCAGCUCCCGGGUCUCAACACUCUCGGCAUCUCCUUGGCGCGCCUCGAUUACGCACCAUGGGGAAUCAACCCACCCCAUACUCACCCACGUGCCAGCGAGAUUUUGGUUGUCCAAGAAGGAACCCUGGAAGUAGGGUUCAUAACGUCCAACCCCGACAACCGCCUCAUCUCCAAGGUCUUGCAAAAGGGUGAUGCGUUCGUCUUCCCUCAAGGACUCAUUCAUUUUCAAAGAAAUAUCGGCACCGGAAAUGCUUUCGCUUUCGCAGCACUUGGAAGCCAAAACCCUGGGGUCAUCACCAUCGGUAAUGCCGUGUUUGGGUCUAAUCCUGAUGUUUCCGCAGACAUUCUUGCCAAAGCAUUCCAAGUUGAUAAAAGCGUUGUCAAUCAAAUUCAGUCUAAAUUCUAGAAAAGAGAUCGAUGGAGAAGUUCUGGUGAUUAAUGUUUCUAAUUGAAAAGU